CAUUAUCAAAAUUGUGUUGUUAUUCGAAUAUCGCUUCAUCUAAAGUUUGUUUACUUCUCAGAUUCCGCUCACACAAGUCGCAGAAUGGCGUCAUCCUCGUCGGCAUCAGUUGUGUCCACCGGUGGUGAAAUUUCCACAAAGGCCACAAUCUUGAAACUACUGGACGACCAACAGCGUCCUGUUUCACUGACUGAUAUUUCGGAGAAGGUCAAGGACCUGGGAAAGUCGUCUGUCCAGAGGGCGCUCGGUAGUCUGGUCAGUCGGGGCAAGAUCAUCGAAAAAGUGUACGGCAAACAAAAGAUUUACUGCAUUGCGCAACAGUCGUCCAAUCCGGUUGGCGGACGGGAGCUCGAUGAAAUCAUCCGCCAACUGGACUCCAGCUGUAGCCAAGUGCGCGAGGACUUGACUGAAAAGCAGAAACAGAUUCGGGCUGCGGAAGGUGAGCUGUUGGAAUUGUCCUCCAAGUUGUCGGUCGAAGAUGCUCUUCGUGAAAUCGAAUCCUUGGAGGAGAGCAUCCAAUGCUACCAGAGCCAGUUGGAGGAACAUGAAACCGACGGCGACGGUCAGGAAGCUUUCUCGAGUGCUGGUGAGUUAAGCAAGGAUGCGUUGGCGGAAAAGUACAACCGGUAUUUGAUGGCCUAUCGCAAGCGUAAGCGCAUCUGUACCGAAAUGAUCGACAGCAUUAUGGAGAGUUAUCCGAAAAGCAAACAGCACCUUUUGGACGAUAUCGGCGUUGAAACAGACGAGGUGGUUGAUUUCAAGCUGGAGUAGUGUUCGUGGUUGGAAAAUGUCAUUCGAGUAAGACGUGAUCUUUGAACGUUGCACCAUGCGGUGUUGAUCUUUAAUUGUGGUUGAGGUAAUGCUAAU
Topomyia yanbarensis is the source of this 867-nucleotide messenger RNA. Its product is annotated as homologous-pairing protein 2 homolog. Gene Ontology annotation, molecular function: double-stranded DNA binding; recombinase activator activity. Bases 85 to 771 code for a protein of 228 amino acids. Lineage: Eukaryota; Metazoa; Arthropoda; Insecta; Diptera; Culicidae. The transcript is spliced from 3 exons. Gene Ontology annotation, cellular component: condensed nuclear chromosome; DNA recombinase auxiliary factor complex. Gene Ontology annotation, biological process: meiotic joint molecule formation; homologous chromosome pairing at meiosis; meiotic strand invasion involved in reciprocal meiotic recombination. The record is from RefSeq and is a predicted model, not a curated record.